ACUGGCACCCUAAUUCAGUUUCAUCAGUUUUGCUUCAUGUGCGAGGAGCAGCUCGCUGCGUGUGUGUGCUUGUGAGGCAAUUGUAGCUCUUCGGUAGCGUCAUUCGGGUCAGUUUUAGUGUUAGUGGGAGUCUGGUGUGUGUUUCAUGGCACAGAAUGUAUCAGGGUAGAAACCUGCUGACUUUUUUGGAAAAAAAGUGGACAUAAUUUGGAAUGUAGCUGGUUUGUAGUUCUUUGAGAGUGAUUUACUCUAGUGCUGGUCUGUUCGGGGUGUGUCUUUGAUAAUUCGUGCAUAGCUCUAGAAUUUGAGAGCUGGUGAGAGUAGCUUCGUUUUAUUGUAUAGGUCGGUUUGGUUGAGGAUUGUGUAGAGAGGGAUCUGAACUUCCCGAUGCGGAUCUGGAAUAUUUUCGUGUUCUUGCUUCUUUUCUCGGCAUCGACUGUAGAGGUAGUUUCUGCUGGCAAGAGUUACUAUGAUAUUCUUCAGGUUUCGAAACAGGCAACUGACGAUCAAAUCAAACGUGCAUAUCGCAAAUUGGCUUUGAAGUUUCACCCCGACAAGAACCCUGGAAAUGAAGAGGCAACAAAGAAGUUUGCAGAGAUUAAUAAUGCGUAUGAGGUUCUUUCCGAUAGGGAGAAACGAGGGGUGUACGAUCAGUAUGGUGAGGAGGGGCUGAAGCAGCAACAACAAGGCGGUGGCCGCGGUGGUGGAGGGUUUGGUCAAGACAUUUUUUCACAGUUUUUUGGAGGUGGAUUUCGAUUUGGUGGUGAGGAGGACGAAGAGGAAAAGACUCUGAAGGGUGACGAUGUUACAGUCGAAAUAUAUGCCACAUUGAAAGAUCUCUAUGUCGGGAAUUCAUAUCAGAUAUGGAGAGAUAAGAACGUGGUGAAGCCCGCUGCUGGGAAGCGCAAAUGUAACUGCAAGAAUAAGGUAGUUCAUCGACAGAUUGGACCUGGGAUGUAUCAACAAUACACAGAGCAGGUCUGUCAAGAAUGUCCUAACGUGAAGUUUGAGCGCGUGACCCAAUCUUUAACAGUAGACAUUGAGAAAGGAAUGCGAGAUGGACAAGAAAUCGUCUUUUAUGAAGAUGGAGAACCCGUCAUUGAUGGAGAGCCUGGAGACCUGAAGUUUAUUAUUCGCACUAAACCUGAUAGCCGAUUCCGAAGAGAGGGAAACGAUCUUCAUAUAACUGUCACCAUAACGCUUUUAGAUGCACUCGUGGGUUUUAAAAAAGAUAUUGCCCAUCUUGAUGGCCACAAGGUAGCUGUCGGAAGUGCCCUAGUCACAAAACCCAAAGAAACUAGGAAAUUCCCUAGAGAAGGCAUGCCACUAUUCGAUAGUGACAAGAAGGGUGACCUUUUCGUCACGUUCGAGGUGGUUUUCCCAUCAUCAUUGACAGAUGAGCAAAAAUCUGUCAUUUCGAAGACCUUAAGAGCUUAGUUAAGUUACUGGAAUUUAGAUUCAACAGGUUAUCUAGACUUUAAAUUGACAAGUGUAAAUUUCUCCUGGUGAAGAGUACCAGUGAUAGAGCACUGGCAGGAACCAAUCGAGCAUUUUUGGACUAAGGUCUGCUUUUUUCAAAUCAUAGUGCUUGAAGUGGUACGUUAAGCUUGGUUUUUAAUUUUUA
Physcomitrium patens is the source of this 1624-nucleotide messenger RNA. Its product is annotated as dnaJ protein ERDJ3B. Lineage: Eukaryota; Viridiplantae; Streptophyta; Bryopsida; Funariales; Funariaceae. The record is from RefSeq and is a predicted model, not a curated record. Gene Ontology annotation, biological process: protein folding.